Messenger RNA from Danaus plexippus (monarch butterfly), 2371 nucleotides. RefSeq names its product zinc finger protein 626-like. The coding region runs from base 338 to 2347 and encodes 669 amino acids. The transcript is spliced from 18 exons. The record is from RefSeq and is a predicted model, not a curated record. Gene Ontology annotation, biological process: regulation of transcription by RNA polymerase II. Gene Ontology annotation, molecular function: DNA-binding transcription factor activity; RNA polymerase II cis-regulatory region sequence-specific DNA binding. NCBI's taxonomy places the organism in Eukaryota, Metazoa, Arthropoda, Insecta, Lepidoptera, Nymphalidae.
UUGUUUAUGUUUAUUUUUUAAAUUAAACUUUUUAAAUAUGUGUUCAUAAAAAUAAGUUAACGUAUCCUAUAAAGCGAAGUAUUAGAUUUUUUAAAUAUGCGCAAUAACACCUUAGAGUCAAAUAAAUAAUGAAAGUAUUUUAUUAAUUAAUAUAAUAAUGUAAUUGUGUAUAUUUUUACCGAUAAUCGUAUUAUUGGCUGGGAAAAUUAAAAAAAAAAUCCACUGUUUAUUUUUUUACUAUACAUACACCAAAUAGAAGCAAUGAACUGUAUAUUCUUCCAAAAAGUUUUGUUGUUUUAAUUGUGAUCCUCAGAGCUAAAAUAAUUUUUAUAUUAAAAUGGAAAUAAAGGAAGGAAUUCUUAAUAAUUUAUUGUGUAUGUCAUGUCUGUGUGUUGGGCGAUGUAUCCAAGAGGUUAAGGAAGAAAGAUUAAAGCAGUAUUAUUUAGAUUUACUCAGAGAAAUUCCUUUGAAUGUAGACCUUCCAUCCCCAUGGCUCUGUUGGGAGUGUGUAUCCCUGUUACAAAGAGUGGUGGCGUUCAGAGAUCAAGUGAAAGACUCAUAUAGGAUACUACAAACUUAUACUAAGGAGAAUUUCAAUGAAUGCCUGCAAAGUGAUGUGUCGAGAUCUCCACGGUUGAAGUUGGCUAAACAAUUAUGUAUUGAUAUACCGCCUGAAGAUGUGAAGUUUGCAAUUGACGAAGAUGAGUUGACUCCGAGGAAUAAGAGUUUUAAUAUAGACUUGGAACAUGAACUCGAAGAGGUCCACACGGUCAUAUGUGAUGUACAGCGAGGACAGGGGAAGAUCCCAAACAACGGAGGUCUGUUCUUGAACGAGGAUGAUCCGAUGUGUACCCAACACGACGUCAAGAACGAGCCGUGCGAAGAUGUAUUUACUGAGAAAAUGAAAAUAGAAGCCGUCGAUGAAUCGAAUUUGACCCUGAAGAGAGAGAGAAAGAAGUUAAAUCAUAAAAUAAAGCGACCGGAAGUUAAAGAUUACUGUGAGAACGGAAGUAAUGAAAUAAUUGAGGUCAAAAUUGAGAAUUAUGAAGGCAAGGUUUCAUUUAGGAGAGAAGACAUCUCGGAGAAGAACAAAAAAGAUGUCAAGAUAAGUAUUGAUGAAAACAAGAUGGAAGAAGAUAACGAAGACACGAAGGACAAGGUUACAGACACUAAGUGCGUUAAGAAUCAAUACUACAAAACUGUGCAUCUCUCCUACGAGGAGAUGCAAGCGGAGAGACAGAAACUGCGCUGCGCGGAGAGUUUCUUGAGCUCUCCGUAUAAAUGCGAGUCUUGCAUACUGGUUUACAACAACCAGAGGUCGCUGAAGAUUCAUAGAGAAAAGAGACAUUCAGUCGCAGGUAAAUAUACCUGUUCCGUUUGCGACAUAAACGUAUCCUCAGCUGAUGAAUUCACGUCACACUACAGGCGGCACAUGAGGACCUACGAAUGUACAGUUUGCAACGAAAGGUGCGCGUCUAUCAAAGAUAUACAUAAGCACUUGAAAGAGCACAGCGUGUAUAUAAAAUCGUAUACAUGUGAUGUCUGUGCUGUCGUUUCUAAUUCAGCGGCAACACACAGGUACCACAAGGAAAAGCAUCACUCUAACAAACCGAGGAUAGAGUGCGCCGAUUGUGAUAAAACUUUCAGUCAUCGAGCCGGGCUAAUGAAUCACAGGUUGACUUUUCACGAGUAUCAAAACAAGUUCCCCUGCAACGUGUGCAACAAGAUAUUCAGGUGGAAAACUAGUUUAAAACGGCAUUUGAAGAAACAUAAUGAGUCUAAGGAUAAUCGCAGUAAAGCCUUCUGUGCUAAAUGCGACAUCGUGUUCUCGUCUGUGUGUUCGUUGCAGCGUCACCUCAGGAACAGUUUGAAACAUGUCACUAGCGAUCAAUUGAAGUUCAUCUGCGACCACUGCAACCAUAGAUUUGCUGACAAGACGAAGCUGAGAGACCACAUUGAAGAGAAGCACCUGUUCAGGACCUACCAGUGCCAUAUCUGCCAUAAGCCGUCCAAGAACAGGGUCGGACUGGAACAGCACAUACGAACAGUGCAUAAGGGAAGGCCGAAUAACAGGAUGUGUCACCACUGUGGCAAAGGGUUCCCCACAAAGGUCCAACUGGAGUCUCAUAUCCGUACACACACUGGCGAGAGGCCUUUCAUGUGCGAGUACUGUCCCACGACCUUCUCCCAGCAGUCGAACCUCUAUAAACAUCACAGACAGGUACACCUUAACAUAAAAUCGAAGAGGUAUCCUCUGUGCAGGAAACGGAAGGAUAACAAUCAACCGGAUGUGGCCGUCUUCACACUUCCGGUCCACUUUAUGCCGGAUAACGGAUAUGCUAUAUAAAUAUAUUAUAUAUUGCUUUAUUGC